AUGCCCAAGGUCCGCCUCCCGAUCCGAAACCCCACACCGCAAAAGAAGGUCUGGAGCCACCUCCAAGCCGCGACCGCUACCUCCACCGCCGUUAUCCCCCUGCCGAGGCCUAUCCGACCCCUUCACCUCUACCGCCACCUCCUCCGCGCUACCACAUACUUCCCGCUCAUCUGCCGUUCUUACCUGGAGGACUGGGUCAAGGACGGCUUUCGACGAGAGCGAGCGAGAGCUGCCUCGGCAGCAGCCAAAUUGCCCACUCGUGGGCGCGACCAUGGCCGAGAACAAGAAGAACACUUCCUGCGCACAAAAGCCCUCGGGGAAGGUAAGAGGAAGCUUGUCAUCCUCAAUGCCGCGCUCUUGGGCGACACAGACCGCUUCCGCAAGGUUUUAUGGCUCGUGUUUGGGAAGUUAGGCCGGCGACGCCGUGAGCUCAUGGCCGACUUUGUCAAGAAGGAACCCGAUCCUCCCGUGGACAUCAACGAGCUCGAGAAACAAAUGCAAGUGUUUGACUCAGAACGAGACAUCCAGAAGGCCAGAAAGCUGCAGAGACUCAAAAGGAUUCCCCCGACGAGGCGCGUGUUCGACCGGACCGAUCCCACGCCCUGGGUUCGCCAGAAGCUCAGUCCCAUCGAAGACAACUGGGACAUCAAAAAGCUCACCCAGUUCUACACCUCCCAAAAGACGCAGCAACGUGAUACGCCAUCGGAUUGCUGGCCCCGAACUGAACUUGACAACUUCAAGCCUGAAAAGUUCGUCCCUGAGAACGACGUAUGGGGCCGAGAGACAGCAGCCCAGAGGAAAACAAAGAAAGUACGUAUUUGGUGGAAGAGGACGGCAGACAGGCUUGUGCCACCAGUGGAGCGCAAUGAAUGGGAUUUGUUGCGCUCGAUUGUCAGCGGUGAUGCGCCUGAGGUCUUGUGGAAACUGGCUCCACGCAGGCCAGUUGCUACGGAGAAGAGUGAGCGGAGGGACUUCCCGUGGUCGGCCUAUGCCUCAAUUCCCGUCCGCGAAAUCGAGAGACCACGGUCUCGAAAGAGAACCCGGUUGACGGGCAAGACGGAUGACGGCCCAUACUCGCAGACCCAACAGCUGGUGCGCGAGGUUCCAUACAGCGACAGAAAGCUUCGGAGGGAGUUCAGCAGGUUAUGGCAAGCGUCAUCGUACGUGGAGGAGACUAAAAGCGAUGAAAAGGGGCGGCACAGGCGUGAGUUUGUCUGGGGUAACCCUUUGACUAGCCCGCCCAUCGCAUCGGGCCCUCAACGUGGAAUCUUUGAGGGCGUCGAUGCCCAGGGACAGAUACUUGGCGGAAACUAG
Molecule: messenger RNA, 1314 nt
Organism: Colletotrichum chrysophilum
Lineage: Eukaryota; Fungi; Ascomycota; Sordariomycetes; Glomerellales; Glomerellaceae
Exons: 1
Coding region: 1-1314 (437 amino acids)
Source: RefSeq, a predicted model, not a curated record